AUGGGACCUAGAGGUGGUCGAGGUCGAGGUCGAGGUGGUGGGCGUGGGCGUGGGCGCGGCGCACCUCGUGGUCGGGGACGAGGCCGAGGUGGCCGACAGCUUACCUUUCAUACCUCUCGAGUAGAGGAGAAGUUGGAGUCUGACUCUGAGGGACCUGAAGAGUAUGAAGAAGAGCCUAGUGAGAGUGAAGAAGAGCAGGAGGAACUGCUCUCCGAGGACUCCAGUGACGACGAAGAGGCCGAUAAGAAUGCGAUUCGUCCUUAUAAUGCUCUCAUACAAUCGUUGAAUGCGAAUAAGCCAAAGAAACCAGAGAACAAGAAGAGGAAAGCGGAAGAGACUGAUGGGUUGACUGCCGAACCAGCAGAGAGCAAGAAGGCCAAACCGGACGAAGAACCAAGCGACGACGAAGAAGCCGACGUGGAUCAGGUUGACGAGCCCGAGGAGGCAGGAGACGAGGCAUCGAUCGCUGAGGAAGCAGCAGAGAUAGACGACGAAGAUGAUGCUUCGGAUUCGUACGAAGUACACUUUACAAACUGGCAAGAAAAGGAUGUCGCAGCAAAGAUCAAAUCCAUUUCCGAAAAUAAAUGGAAAACGGAAAAGGGGUACUACAAUAAUGUGGGACGAUCUGUAUUGUAUUCGCCCUCAACGGACGGCCCGUCGACGGCGUCCAGAUCGAGAAUAUCAAGUACGAAAGAUCUCAAGAUCAAAAAACGACUACAACAUACUGCACAGGAAGCAUUCCCUGGAUUUGGUGCUUUGGAGCAAGCUCUAGCCUCUCACAUCUUCAAUUACCAAGAUAUCUUCUUUUGCGCACGCUCCGUCGAAAAUGCCGAGACACUACGCAAGCUCAGUUGCCUUCACGCAUUAGAUCUCAUCUUCAAGACCCGCGACCGCGUUAUCAAGAACAACGCGCGCCUAGCCAAAGUCUCCGACUCCGAAGAACUAGAACUGCGCGACCAGGGCUUCACCCGGCCCAAAGUCCUCAUGAUCCUACCCACACGGCAAUCCUGCGUGCGCUUCGUUGAAACCAUUGUCCAACUCUGUUCUCCCGAGCAGCAAGAAAACCGUAAACGGUUCCAAGACAGCUACGUGCAAUCCGAAGACACAUUCUCCGCCGACCGGCCCGCCGAUUUCCGCGAACUCUUCGAGGGCAACGACGACGACAUGUUCCGGCUGGGACUCAAAUUCACGCGCAAGACGAUCAAAUACUUUUCGCAAUUCUACAACUCGGACAUCAUCUUCGCGAGUCCGCUGGGCCUGCGCAUGGCCAUUGGCGCCGAAGGGUCCAAGAAGCAAGACUUCGAUUUCCUGUCCUCGAUCGAGCUCGCCAUCAUCGACCAGGCCGACGGCCUACUGAUGCAAAACUGGGAACACGUCGAACACGUCCUCGCACACAUGAACCUCCAACCCAAGGAAGCGCACGGCUGCGACUUCAGCCGCGUGCGCAACUUCUAUCUCGACGGCCACGCCAAACAUUUCCGCCAAACCAUCCUCUGUUCCCCCUUCAACACCCCCGAACUCAACUCCAUUUUCAACCACAACAUGCUGAACAUUGGCGGCAAACUCAAAAUCACCAGGGACUACGACGCCCCCGGCACUACCACGCUCGAUCUCAACGGUCUCUCCAUCAAACAAACCUUUUCCCGCUUCGAUUCUAAAUCCCCCGCCACCGAUCCCGACGCGCGCUUCGAAUACUUUUCCACCGCCAUUGUCCCUUCCAUUGCGCGCCAGGCCAGACUUGCAUCAUCCUCUUCCUCUACCUCCCGUCGUGAAGGCGCACAAGGCGGUAGCGGUGGAGGGCUAGGCAUGCUCGUUUUCAUCCCCAGUUAUCUCGACUUUGUCCGCGUGCGCAACUUCUUCGCCACCUCCCCCACCACGUCGCAUAUCUCCUUUGGUUCCAUUUCCGAAUACACCCCCGUGCGCGACGUCGCGCGGGCCCGCAGCCACUUUCUGAGCGGCAGACACUCGGUCCUCUUGUACUCUGAACGCGCCCACCAUUUCCGACGAUUCCAUUUGCGCGGCGUCAAUAAGGUCGUCUUCUACGCGCCCCCUGAUAACCCCUUGUUCUAUAGAGAAGUCGCCGGCGCAUAUAUCGGUGCGAGUGUUGCCGAGGGCAGAGUCGAUACUGCCGAGGCUAGUGUCAGAGUGGCCUUUUCGAAAUGGGAUACCUUGCGCCUGGAAAGGAUCGUGGGCACCAAGAGAGUCGCGAGUAUGGUGCGAGAAAAGGGCGGAGAUACGUUUGAUUUUGUAUGA
This is a messenger RNA of Xylona heveae TC161, 2253 nucleotides long. Its product is annotated as DUF1253-domain-containing protein. Gene Ontology annotation, biological process: maturation of SSU-rRNA from tricistronic rRNA transcript (SSU-rRNA, 5.8S rRNA, LSU-rRNA). Lineage: Eukaryota; Fungi; Ascomycota; Xylonomycetes; Xylonales; Xylonaceae. Gene Ontology annotation, cellular component: nucleolus; small-subunit processome. The record is from RefSeq and is a predicted model, not a curated record. Gene Ontology annotation, molecular function: U3 snoRNA binding; rRNA binding. The transcript has 5 exons. Bases 1 to 2253 code for a protein of 750 amino acids.